Chlorella variabilis is the source of this 972-nucleotide messenger RNA. RefSeq lists its product as hypothetical. The transcript has 11 exons. The record is from RefSeq and is a predicted model, not a curated record. The coding region runs from base 1 to 972 and encodes 323 amino acids. NCBI's taxonomy places the organism in Eukaryota, Viridiplantae, Chlorophyta, Trebouxiophyceae, Chlorellales, Chlorellaceae.
AUGUGCUUGCAGGAGCUCCUCGCGAAUUUCUACAUCGGCGCGCUCACUGCCAACCUCAUCUCCCUGGGCGACAAGCUGGGCUUGUACGCUGCGCUGAAGCACCACGGCCCCUGCACCGCCGCCGAGCUGGCCAAGCACCAGGGCCUGAAUGCGCGCUACAUUUCGGAGUGGCUGCGCCAGCAGGCCUCCGCACGCGUCAUCAGCACCGACGAGGCCGCUGAAAAGUACUGGCUCACCCAGGCGCAGCAGGAUUGCCUGGUUCAUGAGAGUGGCAGUGAUGCAUCUCCCUUUUAUUCUGCCGGCGGUUUCAUGGCUGUCCCUGGCCUGGCUAAGAUGGCGGAUGAGCGCCUGCCUACUUGCUUCAAAGACGGCUCAGGCAUCAGCUACAACGAGAUCGAUCCCAGCGUCACCUGUGGCACCUGUCGCGAGCUGGGAGUGUGGCUGCGCCACUCUCUGGUGCCCAGCCUGCGUGGCAUGCCAGGCAUGGAGGCAAAGCUGGAGAAGGGGUGCAAGGUGGCGGACGUAGGGUGUGGGUGCGGUGAGGCGCUGCUGACGGUGGCUGCCGCCUUCCCCUCCUCCACCUUCCACGGCUAUGACAUCAGCGAGGAUGCGCUGAGGAGCGCCAAGGCUGAGGCGGGUAGCCGCGGGCUGACCAAUCUGGUGAUGACCCACGACGCCAUUCACGACAUGGCUCACCCGCAGAAGGUCAUGGCGGCGGUGCGCAAGGCGGUUGCCACCGACGGCCAUGCCGCCAAUGUGCACUCCCACCCCCUGGCAGCCUACAUGUACGGCUUCAGCUGCCACCUGUGCCUGCCUUCGGGCAUGAGCGCACCUGGUGGUGCUGCCCUGGGCACGCUGGGCAUCCCCGCGGGCGAGAUGUGCCGCAUGAUGAAGGAGGCGGGCUUUGGGUCGGCAGAGGUGCUGGACUGGGACCACCCCUGGAACAGGCAAGCAUCGGCUUGCAGCAAUUGA